Polyodon spathula (Mississippi paddlefish) is the source of this 4989-nucleotide messenger RNA. Its product is annotated as protein bicaudal D homolog 2-like. Gene Ontology annotation, molecular function: dynein complex binding; dynactin binding; cytoskeletal adaptor activity. Lineage: Eukaryota; Metazoa; Chordata; Actinopteri; Acipenseriformes; Polyodontidae. Gene Ontology annotation, biological process: protein localization to organelle; microtubule anchoring at microtubule organizing center; regulation of microtubule cytoskeleton organization. The transcript has 9 exons. Gene Ontology annotation, cellular component: Golgi apparatus; cytosol. The record is from RefSeq and is a predicted model, not a curated record. Bases 263 to 2728 code for a protein of 821 amino acids.
CCAAUCGGUUUAACUGAGAAAAGAAGCAGAGGCAGGCAAGAUCAGCAGCAACCAUGAAACAGGGUCUGCUUUAAAAAGAAGCAACAUUCAGCUUGAAGAAGCUGAUUAUCUCGCUAUGACAAGCAGGCGCGUUAAAAUAAAACAAUAAUGCAGUACAAAUACAAGAGACACUGGUGAAUUAAGUAUUCCUGAAAGGGUUGUGUUAGGUAUAGGAACUAGAAAGUGGUUCUCACGUCUUGAUCAAGCCAGGAUCAGCCGCAAGAUGUCUGUGGAAGGGCAUGGGUACCCCGAGUCGAAAGUGGUGUCGGAAGCCGGACCGGAGUGGUUGAGGACGGAGAUGGAGAGGCUGUCCAGGGAGCUGAGCGAGACGACCCAUGAGAAGAUGCAGGCUGCGGAGUACGGGCUGGCGGUGCUGGAGGAGAAGCAGCAGCUGAAGCAGCAGUACGAUGAGCUGGAGGCGGAGUACGAGACUGCCCGCCGAGAGCUGGAUCAACUCAGAGAGGCCUUCGGACAAGCGUAUUCCAACCACAAGAAGGUUGCUGCGGAUGGAGAGAGCCGGGAAGAGUCCCUGAUCCAGGAGUCUGCGUCCAAGGAAGCCUACUAUGAGCAGAAGGUCCUGGAGCUGCAGACAGAACUCAAACAGAUGCGCAACGUCCUCGCCAACGCAGAGUCUGAGAACGAUCGGCUCGCCUCCGUAGCACAGGAGAUCAGGGAGAACAACCAGGCUGUGGAACUGCAGCGGAACCGCCUACGCGAUGACAUCAAGGAGUACAAGUUCCGGGAGGCUCGCUUGCUGCAGGACUACACAGAGCUGGAGGAGGAGAACAUCUCCCUGCAGAAACAAGUGUCCGUCCUUAAGCAGAGCCAGGUUGAAUUCGAAGGCUUGAAACAUGAAAUACGACGACUUGAGGAGGAGACAGAGUUCCUCAACAGCCAGCUGGAGGACGCUAUCCGACUGAAGGAGAUCGCGGAGCGACAGCUGGGAGAGGCCCUGGAAACCAUUAAGACGGAACGGGAGCAGAAGAACAACCUGCGCAAGGAGCUCUCGCACUACAUGAACAUCAGCGACUCCCUGUACAACAGCCCGCUCAGCAUCUCACUGGACGGGCUGAAGUUCAGCGACGACGCCCUGGAGCCCAACAACGACGAGGUGCUCAAUGGCUACGAGCACAACUCCUUCAGCAAGAUGAACGGAGGCAGCGAGAACAACAAGGUGUCCACGCCCAAGAAGAACGACCUGUACCAACCAGCCCCCAGCCUCGUCAACGACCUCCUGAGCGAGCUCAACAUCUCAGAGAUCCAGAAACUCAAACAGCAGCUCAUGCAGGUGGAAAGGGAGAAGGUGAACCUGCUGGCCACACUUCAAGAUUCCCAGAAGCAGCUGGAACAUGCCCGGGGAGCGCUGUCGGAACAGCAAGAGAAAGUGAGCAGGCUCACAGAGAACCUCAUCGCCAUGAAGAAGCUGCAGGCCAGCAAGGAGCGGCAGUCAGCCUUUGACAACGAGAAGGAGCGUGACAGCCACGAGGACGGAGACUACUAUGAGGUGGACAUCAACGGACCCGAGAUCCUGGAGUGCAAGUACAAGGUGGCUGUGGCUGAGAUCGGGGACCUCAAAGAGGAGCUGAAGACCUUGAAGACCAAGUAUGAGAACUGUGAGUCCAAGUAUGAGGAGGAAAAGAGCCGUCUGGAGAUUGAAGUCCAGGCCUUGACAGAGAAGUUCACCUCCUUGGAGAAGACUAACCGCACCGACCGAGACCAGGUGGUACGGUUAGAGAAGGAGCUCAAGAAGGUGAGCGACGUGGCCGGGGAGUCCCAGGGUAGUCUGAGUGUGGCCCAGGAUGAGCUGGUGACAUUCAGCGAAGAGCUGGCCAACCUCUACAACCAUGUCUGCAUGUGCAACAAUGAGACUCCCAACAGGGUGAUGCUGGAUUACUACAAGGAAGGCAAGGGCGGGCGUACCAGUCCAGAGGGCAGGGGCCGGAGAUCACCCAUUUUGCUCGCGAAAGGCCUUUUCGAAAAUGGGGACAGCCUCCCAUCUCCUGUCUCCUCCCUGCCCUCCCCAGUGUCAGACCAUCGUAAGGAGCCCAUGAACAUCUACAACCUGGUUGCCAUCAUCAGGGACCAGAUUAAACACCUCCAGACAGCCGUGGACAGGACUACAGAGCUCUCUCGGCAGAGAGUGGCCUCCCACGAACUGGGGCCAGUGGUGGACAAAGACAAAGAAGCGUUCAUGGGGGAGAUUCUCAAGCUGAAGUCUCUGCUGAGCACCAAGAGAGAGCAAAUAGCGACUCUGAGAACUGUGCUCAAAGCCAACAAACAGACCGCAGAGGUGGCGCUGGCUAACCUGAAGAGUAAAUAUGAGAACGAGAAGGCCAUGGUGACCGAGACCAUGAUGAAGCUGCGCAAUGAGCUGAAGGCACUCAAAGAAGACGCUGCUACUUUCUCUUCUCUCAGAGCCAUGUUCGCUACCCGUUGUGAUGAGUACGUGGUCCAGCUGGAUGAGAUGCAGCGACAGCUGGCAGCCGCGGAGGAUGAGAAGAAGACCCUGAACUCGCUGCUCCGCAUGGCCAUCCAGCAGAAACUGGCCCUGACCCAGCGGCUGGAGGACCUCGAGUUUGACCACGAGCAGACCCGGCGGGGGGGGCGCAGCAAAACCUCGGCCAGGAGCAAGACCGCCUCGGCCAACCCCCAUAUUGUCAGCAGCUUGCUUCCUCUGCAGCGCCUAUAAGUAGAACAGAGUUAUCCCAUUGUUAAUGUCAGUGAUAGAGUAGAUCCCGGAGAUGGACUUUUCCCGACAAUUGUACUGCAAACUUCCAUUUCUUAAGCCUCCACAAAGUAGCCAUUUGCACAGUUGAUAGAGAUAGUGGAAACCACUUGCAAUUUUGUCUUUACACUUAAAAACUGAAACUAACCUGUUAUAGGCCUGCAUAAAGUAUGGAACUCUUUCACAGUUUGUGAGCAAAACAUAGCUUUACCAUUUGAAUGCUGCUGCAGGAACACAAAACUCACAAGUACUGGUGAAAUUCAGUUUUGGUUUAGGGAGGUGGGGGUCGAAUAUGUUAUAAUUUACUGCAAGACUUCAAAGACAAGGGGUCGUUUUCUUCAUGUGUUUCAUUGCAAUUACUCAGUGUUUUGUUUCUUAAACAUUGUAACCUGUGCACUUUUGAUAUAUUUACUAUGGCUUCGUUUUUUAUGAGUUCUUUACUUAGGAAAGGUAUAUAGUGCCGUGGUUUGUGACUCAGUUAUUAUUUUUAUUAUUCUUUUUAAAGAUUAAUACUUUUUGUUUUAUUUUGUUAAUUGUACUCUGUAUCAGCAUGUUACAGAGUUCAUUCUUUAAAUGUUUUUAGAAUGGAGUUGCAACACAAACCAGAGUUCUGUCUGCUGUACUACAGUGAAUUUAUCAAUUUAGAAUAUUAAUAAGCUUUAUGUUUUUGUUAUUAUUAUUUACUGAUGUUAAACUGCCAUGUUAUAAACUAAAUCCAGGGUGAGCAAAUUCUGGGAUUUUUCGUAUAUUAUUCUUAGGAAUAGUUCAAUGUAACAAGGAGAAAACUUGACGUUGUUCUGGUUUAAACGGUAAUAGGCACUUGAAAACCAUGAAUAAAAUAAUUAGUAUUACCUACGCGAUUCCAGGAUAUCUGGAUUCAGAUGAAAGCAGUUUCACUGGUGAACAGAAUUGUUUUACAAGUGCACCAAAUAAAUUCCAAAUUGGAAUUGUUUCAUUCUCUCUUUGUUUACUGUGCCAAGUCUUGGUACAUUUAGAUAUUUAAAAGAAACAAGGUAAGGAAAUGUCAUAGAGGACUGUGUGUUUUCCAGGGUGUGCUGUUUCAACGCCUUGUUUUUAUUUUGUUGUUCAUUCUUGCCAGUAGUGCCUUUAAUAAUUUCGAGGGAGAAUCCUAGAUUGGUUUAAUUUUCAAAGGCAAGGAAGCUGCCCUACUGAGUCUUGGUUUUAAAUGAAUUUGAGGAGCAAUAAGUGCAAAGAGAACUCUCCUUUGCAUUGAUAGAAUUGUUGUAGUCUUGAUAUUUUUUUUAAAUAAAAUUGUAGGAAAUUCUGUUGGCCAGUGAUCCUGUAAAGAUGCAGAACCGUGCAAAUUCAGGGGUAUUAUGAAAAAGUUUUUUUUUUUUUUUUUUAACACUUUGAGAACCAAAUCUAAUGACUUUGGACUCCUAACGAACAAAACGAUUCAAUUCUCUUAACACUUUUGUGGUUGCAGGAGAGAAUACUAUCUGUAAUAUUAACGUAUCUAUAGCUUUGUAUGGUGAAGGUCACGUGAUAUCUAUAGCGUUGUUGGCAAAUGUGAAAAGUGUAUUUUAUUCUUUUUGUUUUUGAUUUUACACCCUACUUAACCAUUGUAAUUUCAGUAAACAGAAAACUGAUUUUUGCAUCAGCAAGCAUGUCGCACCAUUAUAUUGGUGCUGUUUGUUGAAGUGUUAAAACGUCAAGUUAUUGAUACAGUUUGAAAGGUUUUGUUUUAAAUUAAGUGCAAUUCAAAUACUGUUAUUUAAGUACAUUAAAAAAAAAAAAGUUUUCUGUUUGCUGGAAAAUAUAGCAUUGUGAUUACUAGACGUGCAGACUUUAUAUUGUCAUUUUCUGUUACAGUAUUGAUCCAUAUGAGAAUUUGAUACCUUUAUAUAAAAAUAAUGGCUGCAUCUGUACGUUGGUAUUAAUUUGAAAUGAUGUCAUGCAGUACUGUAUUACUUUUAUGUGCAUUACCAUUAGUGGCAAAUCGGUCUCAACUUAAUAUCAUAUGCAUGUACUCCAUCCAAGGGACCUUUACACAGAUCUGAAAACAAGGAUAUAUUCAUUGAAAUGUUGAGGGGGGAAAAAAACAAACAAACGUAAACUCACAGAAGUUUAAAAAGAAUAACUUUAGGCUUUAAUGUAUUACUUUCAAACUAAUCCAAAAAUGUGUUUUGUUUUGUUUUGUCUAGAAAGACUGUCUGUGUAAAGGUAGUCAUAUUGGCUAUAGCAAUAAAUGUGACUAAAAAGUA